UGUAGAGAAGAGAGACAGAAGGGGAGGAGCAGGAAAAUUUUGCUUGAGCGAUGUGACCAGAGUAAGGACAGUAUGAUGUUAUAAUCUAAGACCGUCAUCCUUUGACGACUUAUUUAAUUGCUAAUAAUUAUUGCGCUCUCGUUAUCUCCCUGAAAACCUAGUGAGGUUGGGGACUGACCGAGUUUGAGGUAAAACAAACGAAUUGGACUCCUUUACCCCUUAACCAUGGAAGGUCUCAAACUGCAAAUUUUGGAGGAGCCGAGUGCAGCAUUCAGAUAUAGGUACAAGUCUGAAAUGCACGGUGCUCACGGACACAUCGCAGGCGAAAGGUCGCAGAAGAGCAGCAAAACUCUGCCACGGGUGCGCCUCCUUGGAUGGUUCAAACCUGCAUACAUUCGAUGCACUUUGGCCACUGAAAACGAAGAGAAAGAACAUCCACACCUGUUAGUCAUGAAGAUGAAAAAGAACGAGGAGAAGAGUGAGCCUCACUAUGCUGAAAUUAAUGCGGAAAAUAGAUGGGAGGCUGAAUUUAAGGUAGGCAUCAUCCAAACGGCCAAGAGAGACGCAGAGAAGGUUCUGAAGGAGAAGAAAUUAAGACGUAGAGAGGAAUGUGGAAUUCGGCGUACUUUGACGACUAAGGAAAAAACGAUGAUUAACAAAGAAGCUGCUGAUGAGGCCAUGGAUAUUGACCUGAAUGCUGUGAGGCUGAGAUUUGAGGCUGUUGAUGGUAACUACGAGCCAAUUGAGGACUGCCGUGGAAAGCCAGUGGUUGUAUACUCCAGACCGAUUUUGAACAAGAAAUGCGCUGCAAAUGCUGAGCUGAAAAUCAUUAAAGCCAGCGUGACUGCCGGAACCUGCAGGGGCAACACAGAGGUGAUGCUGUUUGUCGACAAAGUGGACAAGAAGAACAUCAAGAUCCGGUUUUUCGAGGAAGACUCUGAGGGAGGCAUGUCCUGGCAGGAUUAUGGAGUUUUCAAUGAUUGUGAUGUGCACCACCAGUACGGCAUUGUGUUCAACACUCCGCCUUACAGGAGGCUGGAUAUUGAGAAUAACACAGAAGUCUUCUUUGAGCUUGUGAGACCAAAAGACAAUGAAAGAUCCUCUGCUAUUCAAUUUGUUUAUCUGCCAUGUGAAGAAAGCCCUGGGAAGAAGAGAAAAUUGGAAAAUACCAGUGAAUUCCUUGAGGUUGACUAUCAACUAGAAACCGAACUAAUGUCAGUGGUGCCUAAAGAAACAAACAGUUUCAAUAGCUUCUUACACGAAGUCAUUCCCAACCCGGACAAUGAGGUCACAAGCUCAAACUAUUUGGAUUUGCCUGUAGAUUGUUCGCAACUAAUCGAUUAUAAUAUGGAAGGAAUUGAUGACCAAAUUCUCACAGACUUACUCAUUGGUUCCUCUAGUAUCCAGGUAGAUGGUCCGGGCAGAAGAAGGAAAGUGUUAAAGCGCUCACCAACAGAAAAUAUUCAGCAGAAAAUUUGGUCUGCCAUAUAUCGAAAGGACUUGAAAACCUUGACUCAAAUAAUAGAUCACCUUGAGCAGCAGCAUCAGAACAUCAAUGCUAAUUGUCUUCUAAAUGAAUUCAACAAUGUUGGUCAAGCAUCCAUCCACAUGGCUGCUGCCACUGGAGAUUUUGAAAUCCUCUCCUUCUUGCUGUCCCGAGGAGUAGACGCCACUAGUGCAGAAAAAAGUGGAGGGAAAACCCCUUUGCACAUAGCUGCACGUGCAGGACAAGAGGCUUGUGUGAAGCUUUUAGUUAGAGAAGCAGCUUCUGCAGUUGAUGCCCGUGACUUUAAAGGGCAGACUGCCUUGCAUUACGCUGCUGGGACUGGGAAAAAGAACAUUUGCGAGACUUUGCUGGACGCGGAGUCUGACCCUGAAACUCCAAAUCUGGACGAUGUUACCCCGCUUGAUGUUGCUCGAGAGAAUGAAGCCUUAGUGCAAAUCUUUGCAAGGUACAUAAACAGAAUUGAAAAGAGAAUUGGCCAAAUAAAGAUUGAGUCAGAAUAGGCGUAGUGAUAGCAUUUUCAAAAUAUCUGGCUGAGACCAUUAAUUAAAUUUUGACAAAAUUUGUUAGAAAAAGAAUUAUGAACAGGAAGCAAAAUUGGCUAUCAAUUUAUCAAACAUAAUUUGUGUCUUAUCGCGACAGUAUACUAUGUUGAUACACAUGCUGUGAUGAGUUAGAAAAUGAGUCAUGUAUCAGAUGAACAAAAUAAUAGAUAAAUAAAUAGCAAAAUUAUUGUUUUAUACACAAA
Molecule: messenger RNA, 2252 nt
Organism: Cloeon dipterum
Lineage: Eukaryota; Metazoa; Arthropoda; Insecta; Ephemeroptera; Baetidae
Product: nuclear factor NF-kappa-B p105 subunit-like
Exons: 6
Coding region: 226-2007 (593 amino acids)
Biological process (GO): regulation of DNA-templated transcription
Cellular component (GO): cytoplasm
Molecular function (GO): protein binding; DNA-binding transcription factor activity, RNA polymerase II-specific; RNA polymerase II cis-regulatory region sequence-specific DNA binding
Source: RefSeq, a predicted model, not a curated record